UGCUCUCGCCCAAGGAUGUCAGGCUCGCGCCGAGAAUUUGACGUGAAGCGGAUUCUAAGGCUGCGAUGGAGGGGCCUUGGUCACCAGCAGCCCCCUCCUAAUCCCGAUGCCGGCGGUGGCGAAGGAGACCUCUGGGGCAGAAGACGUAACGGGGGGAUAAAGUCCCUCAAUGCAAGCAGGCUACCGCCCUCCUUCGCAUCCCUCGGUUUCCGGAGGUCCAAGCCCCAGGGCUCGCUGGACUCCUUCUCUGGGCCAAUGGCCUCCAUAUCAGGGGUGCCUUCCCUGGACUUCAGCAGAGAGGACAUCCAGACCGCACGCUUGCUUGAGCACCCAGAUGCUGAGGGUGGAGCCGGGGAAGAAGAAGCAGCAGAAGAAGCAAAAGUACCAAACCUCACUGCAUGCAGACCCUCCGACAUCAGAGAGACUCGCCUGCCGUCUCCUCCAAUGGAGCCUUGUACGUCUGAUGAAUUUUUCCAGGCGCUCAACCAUGCGGAGCAAACGUUUAAAAAAAUGGAAAAUUACCUGAGACACAAGCAGCUGUGCGACGUGGUGUUAGUGGCAGGCGAGCGACGGAUCCCAGCACACAGGUUGGUGCUGUCCUCCGUCUCCGAUUACUUUGCAGCCAUGUUUACUAACGACGUCCGAGAAGCAAGACAGGAGGAAAUCAAAAUGGAAGGCGUGGAACCAAAUGCAUUGUGGGCCUUAGUGCAGUACGCAUACACAGGUCGCCUUGAAUUAAAAGAAGAGAACAUUGAGUGCCUGUUAUCUACCGCUUGUAUCCUUCAGCUGUCUCAGGUGGUGGAAGCCUGUUGCAAGUUUUUAAUGAAGCAGCUCCACCCUUCAAAUUGCCUUGGGAUCCGCUCCUUUGCCGACGCACAGGGCUGCACCGAUUUGCACAAAGUGGCCCACAACUACACCAUGGAGCACUUCAUGGAAGUAAUUAGAAACCAAGAAUUCCUCCUGCUGCCAGCCACAGAAAUUGCAAAGCUUUUAGCUAGCGAUGAUAUGAACAUUCCUAGUGAAGAGACUAUUCUCAGUGCGUUGCUUACUUGGGUGCAACACGAUUUGGAACAGCGAAAGAAAGACCUCAGUAAACUCUUAGCAUACAUUAGACUCCCUUUAUUGGCUCCACAGUUUUUAGCAGACAUGGAAAACAACCUACUCUUCAGAGAUGACAUUGACUGUCAAAAACUCAUCAUGGAAGCAAUGAAGUACCAUCUGUUGCCAGAGAGAAGGCCCAUGUUGCAAAGCCCUCGUACAAAGCCUAGAAAAUCUACUGUUGGUGUCCUGUUUGCAGUCGGAGGGAUGGAUGCAACUAAAGGAGCAACGAGCAUUGAAAAGUACGACCUCCGUACCAAUAUGUGGACUCCUGUUGCAAAUAUGAAUGGAAGAAGAUUACAGUUUGGAGUGGCCGUGUUAGACGAUAAACUAUAUGUCGUCGGAGGUAGAGACGGACUAAAAACGUUGAACACCGUGGAGUGUUACAACCCCAAAACAAAAACUUGGAGCGUGAUGCCACCCAUGUCAACUCACCGGCACGGGCUUGGAGUGGCAGUCUUGGAAGGCCCUAUGUAUGCUGUGGGAGGACACGAUGGCUGGAGCUACUUGAAUACGGUGGAAAGGUGGGAUCCGCAGGCCCGGCAGUGGAACUUUGUGGCUAGCAUGUCAACUCCAAGGAGUACAGUGGGCGUAGCAGUACUAAGUGGAAAGCUCUACGCGAUAGGCGGCCGAGACGGAAGCUCAUGUUUGAAGUCCGUCGAAUGUUUCGACCCGCACACUAACAAGUGGACGCUCUGUGCUCAAAUGUCAAAACGAAGAGGGGGCGUGGGAGUAACGACCUGGAAUGGCUUCCUGUAUGCUAUCGGGGGUCACGAUGCACCAGCUUCUAAUCUGACAUCGAGGCUGUCCGAUUGUGUAGAAAGAUACGAUCCCAAAACAGAUAUGUGGACUGCUGUGGCGUCAAUGAGCAUCAGUAGGGAUGCGGUGGGAGUCUGCCUUCUAGGAGAUAAGCUGUAUGCUGUUGGAGGAUAUGAUGGACAAGCCUACCUUAAUACAGUAGAAUCAUAUGACCCUCAGAUAAAUGAGUGGACACAGGUUGCGCCAUUGUGCCUUGGAAGAGCUGGGGCUUGUGUGGUGACUGUCAAACUCUAGCAGUGAAAUAAACUGUCUCUUCUGUAGACUGGGAAUUUCACAUCCAAUCAUGAAAGCAUAAAAACCCGCAAGGUACCGUGUAUCUUCGCAAGGCAAAGAGACUGCCCUUAAAUCUA
Molecule: messenger RNA, 2267 nt
Organism: Protobothrops mucrosquamatus (brown spotted pit viper)
Lineage: Eukaryota; Metazoa; Chordata; Lepidosauria; Squamata; Viperidae
Product: kelch-like protein 5
Exons: 11
Coding region: 16-2151 (711 amino acids)
Molecular function (GO): protein binding
Source: RefSeq, a predicted model, not a curated record